AUCAUCUUUCUCAGGAAUUCCAGCUACAGUUAGAGAACUUUGCUCAGUCAUCUGAACAAGAGAAAGAGGAGUCAGGAUUUUCCUCUUCUAGACCAACAGGCCUCCAUCUUCACUAACUUAAGAGAGAAGUAAGGCAGCCACCGACUUGAAUGAUGAGGAGCGGAGUGGUGCUGUUUGUUCUGGGUCUGCUGUGCUUCUGCAGCUCCGUUUUUGGGCAGGAUGCUGAGGGGACUGAGCAGGGUGUUCAGGUCUUCUGUGAUGACAUGCACGUGCAAAAGGCUGCCCACAGCGCCUUGCACAAGUUCAACGACAAGUUGACCACUGGAUACAAGCUGGCUCUCUUUCAGAUCACAUCCGCCAGAAAGACAGAAGAUGGCUCAGACUCUGUGUAUUCACUGGAGUUCACCAGCAGGAGGAGUGAGUGUGUAGUGGGGGACAACAAACCCUGGACAGAGUGUGACUAUCUGGCAACUGGACAUAGGGCACCAAUUUCAUGCAACGCUACAGUCCACAUGACAGAAUCAGAAGCCGACACCAAACAGGUGGAUUGUAUGAUCGACAGCUUCCUUAUUCCAGAAAAAGCUCCGUGUUUGGGCUGCCCUGAACAUAUUGAAGAGAACUCAGAGGACCUUAAGGUUCCUCUUUCAGCAUCUAUCUCCAAGUUUAACUCCAUUUCCAACUCCACUCACCUGUUCACCUUGUACAGGGUCAGCCAUGCCACAAGACAGGUCGUUGCAGGUUUCAGGUACCAGCUGAGAUUCGAUAUGAAGAAAACCACCUGUGCAAAAGCUGAGCACAAAGACCUCAACGAUCUGUGUGUCGCAGAUGAGGAGAAUAAGGAGUUUGCAAACUGUAACGCUACGGUGGAUUUGGCACCAUGGAGACUCGAGCAGCCAGAGGUUCAUACACAGUGUGAAGAAGGUGCCUUGCAUGUGACUAGGCGCCGCCCCCCUGGCUGGUCACCACUCAGGACCCUGGUGGCCCCUCCCACCCCCAAUUCCCCUACACCCUCCGUCUCAACCACAGUCUCCUCCAAUACACAACCCCCCUCCAAGGCUCCUGCCAAAGAAGAAUCAUCUGAGGAGGACAGCCCAAUUUCAUCCAAGUCGCACGAUCUUCCGUUCCACUGCCCUUCCUUCCCCUGGAAAAUGUUCAAUCCUCCCAAACCCCCGGUGGCAACACAAGGCCCAGCAGAGGCCUCCCCAAAGCCAAUAAAGGCCACACGCCACCCCCUAGCAAAAAGUCUAGGGAAAAUGCAGUGAAAUAAACCUGCUGUCUUAGAUUUUCUCUCAAGAAGCUGCAUUAUUCGUAUCGUAUAACAAAAAAAAAAAAAAAAAAAGUGUUCCAGACGAAAUAUGUUUUACUUUUUUUCUUGUACUCAAGGCUUCAGUGAUGAUAUACGGCUUUCUAGAAAUGAUCUUUAUCCAAGUGAAAUGCUGAAAGAUAGACUUUAGCAAACAUUGUGAAAAAUGUUUAAGUCAACAUUAGUUCUUUUCUUUGGUUCAAAAUAGGGCUGGGCGAUAUGAAGAAAAUUGAAUAUCACGAUACCUUUGGGCUAUAUCACGACACACGAUAUAUAUCACAAAAUAACAAACCUGUUUUCAGGCACAUAGUGCCUAAAGUUGCAUUGUUAUAUGUCAAAUUAACAUGUAAUUUUUUGGUUUGAAAAAAUGUAUUGUAAAUUUAAAAUUAAUUAAAAAUGUUUUAUUUGAACCAUCAGCUGCACAGUUUUUCAUAAAUUACAAUAUUGCAACAUUAGAGCUCUUUCAUGGUCAACACUGGACCUUAAAAACAGAACAUCCCAGCAGCCAAAAGGAACACCAAGGACAAAAAGGACACAAAAUAAACCUGAAAUAAAAAGGGUCUCUUUUGUGCUCUUUUACAACAGUCUUCAUUUUGCGCU
Molecule: messenger RNA, 1903 nt
Organism: Cyprinodon variegatus (sheepshead minnow)
Lineage: Eukaryota; Metazoa; Chordata; Actinopteri; Cyprinodontiformes; Cyprinodontidae
Gene: kng1
Product: kininogen-1-like
Exons: 9
Coding region: 150-1262 (370 amino acids)
Biological process (GO): negative regulation of blood coagulation; negative regulation of endopeptidase activity; positive regulation of cytosolic calcium ion concentration
Cellular component (GO): blood microparticle; extracellular region
Molecular function (GO): cysteine-type endopeptidase inhibitor activity
Source: RefSeq, a predicted model, not a curated record